Gaeumannomyces tritici R3-111a-1 is the source of this 1579-nucleotide messenger RNA. RefSeq lists its product as hypothetical. Gene Ontology annotation, molecular function: dioxygenase activity. Bases 259 to 1503 code for a protein of 414 amino acids. The record is from RefSeq and is a predicted model, not a curated record. Lineage: Eukaryota; Fungi; Ascomycota; Sordariomycetes; Magnaporthales; Magnaporthaceae. The transcript has a single exon.
UUAUUGUUGAUGAAUAGAGGGAAAUUUGAAUUUGAAGGAUUCAGUCCUGAAAGUGGGAUAUUGUGCUGCGCAGGGAGCUGCUAUUGUCGGUUCCCGCCGGCCUCCGUUGAUCGGACUUGGAGGGCCAUGCGAUGAAGUCGGCCUGAUGUUUUUUCGCCGCGAUGGAUUUAUACCCCAUACCUGGUGCCUCCCUCUUGACCUUCCCCAUCCCCGCAUCCCAAAAAUCCAACCCCGGAAUCUCCACCUCAUUUCACAAAAAUGGCCUCCGCAGCCGUCAUGACCCCCGCGACUGGCGCCAGCGUCGCCCCGGCGCCCGAGACGUACAAGCUAGAGCUCCUAACCGCCUACGGCCCCGUGUUCCGCGACGUGCUCAAGACGCCGCCGCGUGACUGCCGGCCCGACGAGGUGCCCGUGAUCAACGUCUCGGCCCUGCGGUCCGACGACGAGGCGGCGCUCGGGGAACUCGCCGACCGGGUGCGCGAGGCCGCCGAGCACACGGGCUUCUUCUACAUCUUGGGCCACGGCAUCCCGCAGGAGCGCGUCGACGCCGCCCAGGCCCAGGUGCGCCGCUUUUUCCGCCAGCCCGACGAGCUCAAGGAGCGCGUGGUCAUGGCCAAGUCCAAGUACUACUGCGGCUGGUCGCCCCGGUCGUCGGGCCAGCUGUCGCCGUCCGAGUCGCGCGACCUGCGCGAGGGCUUCACGUUCCGCUACCACCCGCGCCACGACCCGGCGCACGCCGCCGCCGCCGCGGGGUCUGGUGCUGCCGCCGCCGCCGCCGCUGCCUACGACGACGCUAACAUCCCGCCCGAGGUGGCGCCCUACAUCCGCGGCGGCGAGCCCUUCGUGUGGGAGGGCACGGCGCACCUGGACGGGUUCAAGGACGCCCUGGUCGCGUACUGGCAGGAGUGCCUGGCGCUGGCGCGGCGGCUGAUGCGCGUCUUCGCGCUCGCGCUGGGACUGCCCGCGCGCCACUUCGACGGCCUCGUGACGUACCCGGGCGCCGACGGCGUCUUCCAGUUCUACCCGGCCAUGACGGCGGCGCAGGCCGCGUCGUCCGAGGACGUGGGCAUCGGGUCGCACACGGACCUGCAGUGCUUCACGCUGCUGUGGCAGGACGCCGUCGGCGGCCUGCAGGUCCUGACGGGCGCGGGGCAGUGGGUGUGGGUCCCGCCGGUGCCGGGGACGCUGGUUGUGAACAUUGGCGACUUCCUGAUGCGCCUGUCCAACGACCGCUUCAGGUCCACCGUCCACCGCGUCUGGAACCGGAGCACCGUCGACCGCUACUCGAUGCCCUUCUUUUUUGGCUUUAACUUCAACGAGACGUGCGCCGUCCUGCCUACUUGUGUCAGCGAGGACAACCCGGCCAGGUACGAGCCCAUCAGUUGCGGGGAGUGGUGCCAGCUUCGGCACAAGAAGACGUUUGAGGCCAAGGAGAAGCAGGGGCAGUCUAGAUGUGUUGGUGUGUUUGGCUUGUGGUCAGUGGUCAAGAGACACUCGGGGUAGUAAAAGGAGAUAAAAAGAUAAAAAUGAGAUUUAGAAAAAGCCCUCCAAGAUGAGCCCCCAUAAUACAGUCCCUGUC